AUGCAAGAACCACGGAAACCACAUUUGGAUGCGGCGAAGCAAAUUUUGAAGUAUGUGAAUACCACUUGUGACAUGGGAAUCCUUUAUAACAAAGGAACUGUUUUUUCUCUACUUGGGUUUACAGAUGCUGAUUUUGGUGGUGACUUAGAUGAUCGAAGAUCUACUUUUGGGUAUGUGUUCUCUUGUGGCUCAGGAUGUGUUUCAUGGUGCAGCAAAAAGCAAGAUUCAAUUUCUCUUUCUACUAUGGAAGCGGAGUAUAAGGCAUCCACACUUGCUGCCCAAGAAUGUAUUUGGCUUCGUCGGCUCAUCGAAGAUGUUUAUGCAUCCAUUCACAAAUCUACUAUUAUUCUUGGUGACAAUCAAAGCGCCAUCAAACUUGCUACUAAUCCGGUGUGUCACGCAAGAACUACACAUAUUGAGAUUGAGCAUCAUUUUAUUCGCGAGAAGGUGCUUGAUGGGUCCAUUGAUGUAUUGGAGGUACGGAGCAAAGAAAAUGUUGCUGAUAUCUUCACAAAGUCACUCUCAAAAGGACCGUUUGAAAAUCUUCAAGCCAAACUUGGGCUUGUUUCCAAAAGUUCACUUUAA
Telopea speciosissima is the source of this 585-nucleotide messenger RNA. Its product is annotated as secreted RxLR effector protein 161-like. The record is from RefSeq and is a predicted model, not a curated record. Bases 1 to 585 code for a protein of 194 amino acids. Lineage: Eukaryota; Viridiplantae; Streptophyta; Magnoliopsida; Proteales; Proteaceae. The transcript has a single exon.